GUGCAUCACGAAUUUUACACUUUCCUACUUAUUUGAAGUUUCAGGGAAUGCAUUAAUCAUGUAAAGAGGUCUGGCAAACGACGCUAACCUGGAGCAAGAAAGUCAGAAUGAAUUGAACAAAACGUUUAUAUGUUGGUUUGGUCAGCCGGAAAGUUUUUGCGCAAACUCCGUCAAUGGCAGCACAACCAUUUACAACUGUACCAAUCUAUUGUACAUGCAUCCUACUCCUUUUGAAACAAACAAACUUGUUUGGCUCAACAACAGGUUCUGAGAUGAACAACACGUCAUCUACUGCGAAUUUUGAGCCAGGCCUCACAACUACAGGAAGACAAACAUCGCAAAUUGCUACUGCUGUCGCUUUUUCAACGUUUGUAUCACAAACACCAUCAUUGUCUUCAUCGCAUAAAGCAAACGCUUCCCUAAGUGUUGGAAGUUACAGUAACAAAGCGAGCACAGCAAUUAUGUCAACACUGUUGUCUUCCGCAAGCCACACAUUAAAGGCAGCGAAAAGUGUAUUUACGUCAAAUGCAGUAAAGCCAAAAUCAUCAACUUCUGCAGAACAUGCAGCCGACCCCACCACAAGUGGUGUUCAGUUCCCAAACGUAUCUACAAUGAAAAGGCUACCAUCGGACACUACGACAGCUGUUGUCUUAUUUUUUACAGUGACAUCAACUGAAAACCAUACAUCAGCUGCUACUACCUCAAAAAUUGCCCCAUCAACGACCGUAACACCAAAAACAUUAACUUCUGCAAGUCAAGCAUCAGAUGCUAUCACAACUGUCGUUCCAACCUCGGCAGUAACAACAAAAUCGGUAGCAUCUGUUAGUUUAACAAUACACACUACCACAAGUGUUGUUCUCUCAACGGAAGAAACAUCAAAAUCAUCAAAGUCUACUAAUCUGGAAUCAGAUUCUACCGCAAGUUAUGUUCCCUCCAAAACACUUACAUCAAAACCGUCAAAGUCUGCUAUUGAGGCAUCGGAUGUUUCUUCAAGUGUAUUUUUAUCCACAGCAGGAACAUCAGAAUCAUCAACUUCUGUAAUUUCUACAUCAGACAGUGCUACAAGUGGAUUGUCCUUGGAAUUGACCUCAAAUUUACCACUUUCUUCAACACAGACUUCAAUUGGCACUAAAAAUGUAGUUUCCUCCGAAGUAAUCAGACCGGGAUUAUCAUACUCUGUAGUUCAAACAUCACACGCUACUAAAAGUGCUACUCCAUCUUCGGAAAAAACAUCAACUCCCGUAAAUCAAACAAUACGCACUUCUGCAAGAGUUGUUCCAUCAAAAUCGGAUUUUACUACAAUUAAUGUUCCCUCUAAAGUAUUAACAUUGAAAGCGCUUCUUUCUGCAAGUCAGACAUCAGAUCGUUCUCCCAGCGUUGUUUUAACCACAGCUUCUGAAGUUCGCGCAACAGACCCCACUGAAACUGUUGCUCCAUCAACGCCAAACUCAUCAACUUCUGCAAGUCAGGCAUCAAGCAUAACUUCCUCUGAAUUGUCAACUAUCCUAAGUUAUACACCAAGUGCAGCCACAAGUGUUGCAAUACCAGCAAGAGUAACACCAUUAACCUUUUUGAGCCGGUCAUUGGUUUCUGCUACAGGUGUCAUUCCAUCGAUGACAACAAAAUCAGAAUUAUUAACUUCUGCAAGUCAGGAAAUAGGUUCAACUACAAGUUCUAUUCCUGCCACAUCAACAACAACAAAAUCGUCAAGUUUUGAAAGUCAUGUAUCAGAUGCUUCUACAAGCCUUCUAUUAUUCACAGUAAGAACAUCUGAGUCAUUAACUUCUACAAGUCAUACAUCAAACAAUACUAUAAGCGCUGUUUCAUCAAAGGAAAUGACAAGACUAUUCACUUCUGCGACUCAGACCCCCAGUGGCACCACGAAUGUUAUUCCAAAGAAAGCGGAGUUUUCAACCCCUUCAGUUCAGGCACCAGACGCUACCGACAGCGGUGCUUCAUAUACGGCAAACUCAUUAACCUUUGCGAGUCAGGCAUCUAACACUGUUAUAUCUUUUUAUCCAUUUACUGCGGUAAACUUCGAAUCGCCAACACCUGCGAGUCAUACACCAACGAAUUCAGCGAAUGCUGGUCCAUCAACGCCUAAAACGUCAAAAUCAUCAUCGUAUGCAAGUCAUGCACCAUUCACUACCUCGAGUAUUCGUUCAUUAACGGCAGUAACAUCAAAAUCAUCAACACCUGGAAGUAAAGAAUCAGACACUAUUACACAUGUUGUUCCAUCCACGGCAGUCACAGCAAAAGUAUUAGCUCUUGCCUCUGAGGAAUCAGAUGAAGUCACAACUGUUGUUCCAUACACUGUAGUAACAUCCAAAUCGUUAACUUUAGGGUCUUCGAAACAGGAAUCAGACACUACUACACGAAUAGUUCCUUCUGAAGCAUUAACAUUAAAAGCGCCAACUUCUGCAAGUCAAUCAUCAGAUGUUUCUUUGAGCGUUGUUUUGACCACAGAGGGAACAUCUACACGAUCAACUUCUACUAUUAAUUCAAUAGAGAGUACAAGAAGCGUUGUUUUAUCUAUGGAAGGGACAUCAAAAUUAUCUCUUUCCACAUUUCAGACUUUAAAGGGCACCACAUAUGUAAAUUCAUCCACAGUACUGAAACCAGAAUUUCAAACUUCGAAAGUUCCCGCAUCAGACUCUACUGAAAGUGUUGCUCCGUCAACACCAAACUUAUCAACUUCUUCAAGUCAGGCAUCGAGUGCUACUUCAACUUUUCCUCAAAUCACCGCGAUAACCUUUGAAUUGUCAGCUAUCCUAAGUUAUAUACCAGGCGUUACCACAAGUGUUGCAGUGCCAGCGACAGUCACAGCUUUGACCUUUUUGAGCCGGUCACUGGUCACUGCUACGGGUGUCAUUCCAUCUAUAACAACAAAAUCAGAAUCAUUAACUUCUGGAAGUCAGGAGCCAGGUUCAGCUACAAGUUCUAUUCCUUCCAUAUUAACAACAUCAAAAUCGUCAAGUUUUGAAAGUCAUGUAUCAGAUGCUUCUACAAGCCCUCUAUUAUCCACAGUAAGAACAUCUGAGUCAUUAACUUCUACAAGUCAUAUAUCAAACUAUACUACAAGUUCUGUUUCACCAAAGGAAAUGACAAGACUCUUCACUUUUGCAGCUCAGACCCCCAAUAGCACCACGUAUGUUAUUCCAACGAUAGCCAAGUUUUCAACCCCUUCAGUUCAGGCACCAGACGCUACCGACAGCGUUGCUUCAUUUACGGCAAACUCAUCAACCUUUGGGAGUCAGGCAUCUAACACUGUUACAUCUUUUUAUCCAUUUACUGAGGUAAACUUCGUAAUGCCAACACUUGCGAGUCAUACACCAACCACUUUAGCGGGUGCUGGUCCAUCAACGCCUAAAACGUCAAAACCAUCAUCGUAUGCAAGUCAUACACCAUUCACUACUUCGAGUAUUCGUUCAUUAACGGCAGUAACAUCAAAAUCAUCAACACCUGGAAGUAAAGAAUCAGACACUAUUACACAUGUUGUUCCAUCCACGGCAGUUACACCAAAAGUAUCCGCUCUUGCUUCUCAGGAAUCAGAUGCUGUUGCAACUGUUCUUCCAUACACUGUAGUAGCAUCCAAAUCGUUAACUUUAGGUCAAGCAUACACCAUUACCACAUUCGGCAUACCUAUGACAGAACAAUCAAAAUUGUUAGGGUCUUCGAAACAGGAAUCAGACACUACUUCAAGAAUAGCUUCCUCUAAAGCAUUAACAUUAAAAGCGCCAAAAUUCUGCAGUCAAUCAUCAAAUGUUUCUUGGAGCGUUGUUUUAACCACAGAAGGAACAUCUACACAAUCGACUCCUGCUAUUAAUUCACUAGAAAGUACUAAAAGUGUUGUUUUAUCGUUGGAAGGGACAUCAGAAUUAUCUCUUUUCGCAUUUCAGACUUUAAAAGGAACCACAUAUGUUAAUUCAUCCACGGUUAUGAAACCAGAAUCUCAAACUUCUGAAGUUCGCGUAUCAGACUCUACUGAAAGUGUUGCACCAUCAACGCCAAAAUCAUCAACAUCUUCAAGUCGGACAUCAAGUGCUACUUCAACUUUUCGUCAAAUCACCUCGAUAACCUCUGAAUUGUCAACUAUGCUGAGUUAUUCACCAGGCGCAACCACAAUUGUUGCAAUAUCAGCGACAGUAACACCAUUAACCUUUCUGAGCCGGUCAUUGAUCUCUGCUACGGGUGUCAUUCUAUCUACAACAACAAAAUCAGAAUCAUUAACCUCUGCAAUUCAGGAGCUAGGUUCAACUACAAGUUCUAUUCCUUCCAUAUCAAGAAUAUCAGAAUCGUCAAGUUCUGAAAGUCGUACAUCAGACGCUUCUACAAGCCUUCUAUUAUCCGCAGUAACAACAUCUGAGUCAUUAACUUCUACAAGUCAUAUAUCAGACGAUACUACAAGGGCUGUUUCAUCGAAGAAAAUGACAAGACUUUUCAUUUCUGCAACUCAGACCUCCAAUGGCACAACAUAUGUUAUUCCAACGAAAGCGGAGUUUUCAACCCCUUCAGUUCAGGCACCAGACGCUACCGACAGCAGUGCUUCAUUUACGGCAAACUCGUCAGCCUCUACAAGUCAGGCAUCUUACACUACUACAUUUUUUGUCCCAUUCACUGCGGUAAACUUUGAAUCUCCAACAUCUUCGAGUCAUACACCAACGACUUCAGUGAGUGCUGGUCCAUUAACGCCUAAAACAUCAAAAUCAUCAUCGUAUGCAAGUCAUGCACCAUUUACUACUUCGAGUAUUCGUUCAUUAACGGCAGUAACAUCAAAAUCAUCAACAUCUGGAAGUGAAGAAUCAGACGCUGCUACCAGUGUUACUCUAUCCACAACAGAUACAUUAGAAUCAUCAGCUUUUUCAAGUCGGAAAUUAGGUGCUAUUGCACUUGUUGUUUCAUCCACGGGAGUUACACCAAAAAAAUCAGCUUUUGCCACUCAGGAAUCAGAUGAAAUCACAGCUGUUGUUCCAUACACUGUUGUGACAACAAAAUCGUUACCUUCGGGUCAAGCGUACACCACUGCCACAAUUGGUAUACCCAUGGCAAAAGAAUCAAAAUUAUCACGGUCUUCGAAACAGGAAUCAGACACUACUAUAAGCGUAGUUCCCUCCAAAGCAGAAACAUCAAAAGCGUCAACUGUUGUACCAUCUAUGGUAGUAACUCCUAAAAUAUCAGUUAUUGCAAGUCAGGCAUCAGAUGCUUCUAAAAUUGUCGUUUUAUCCACAAGAGGAACAUUAGAAUCACUAAUUUCUGCAGGUCUUACACCAGACCCCACUUCAAGCGUUGUUUUAUCCACGACAGUGAUUUUUAAAUCCUCACUUUCUGCAAGGCAGUUAUCAGACGCAAGGACAAGUCUUUUUACAUUUAGAGUAGCAACAUCAAAAUCGUCAAAUGCUGCAAGUCAGGAAUCGGAUGCAACUUCAAGCGUUUUUCUGUCCAUGGCGGUUGCACCGAUAUCAUCAAGUUCUGUGAGUCAGGCAUCAGUCACUAAUAAAAGCGUUUCUCCUUUCAAGGCAGGAACAUCAGAAUCAUCAAAUCCUGCAAAUCACACUCCAGAAACCACUGCAAAUAUUCUCCCACCUACAGUAGCAACAUCUAAAUCAACAACUUCUGUGAGUCAAACGUCAGACGUCGCCAACAGUGUUACUCCUUCAUUGACAGUGACAUUAAACUCAUCGCCUUCUGUGAGUCAGGCAAUAGAAAUUGCUACAAGCUUUGUUCCGGCUGUAGCUGCAACAACUAUCUUGAUAAGAUCAAGUCAGGCAUUGGGUGUUGCCACGAGUUUUGACUUAUACACAGCAGCAACAGCAAAGUCACCAAGCCUUGCAAUUCAGGCAUCAGACACACCUGACGCAAGCGUUUUAACAUUUAUGGCAGUUACGCUGAAAUCAACAACAUCUGCAGGUCAGGUAACUGAGGCAACUACAAGAGUCUUUUCAUCCGUAGUUGUAACUGUAGAUUCAUUACAUUCUACGGGUAAGGAAUCAGAUGCUACAACAAGUGUGAAUGCAUGUAUGGCAUUAUCACUAAUAUCAUCAAGGUCUGAAAGUCAGGCAACAUAUACUACAACAGGUUUUGAUUCUUCCAGAGCAGUGACAUCAAAAGUGUCAAGUUCUGCAAGUCAAACAACAGAUAAAACAACAGAUUCUUCCCCAUCUAUUGCUGUAACAUCUAAGCCAUUAGGUUCUGCGCGUCAGGAACCAGACGCCAAAAGUACAAGCGUUGUUGCAUUCAUAGCAGUAACAACUAAAUUUUCAACAUCCGUAAUUCAAGCAACACGUGUCGAUCCAUCUAUUUCACAGUCAUUACGGUCUGCAGGUCGGGCAUCAGAAGCUACAUUAAGCGUUUUUCCGUCCAUGGCAGUAGCGCUAACAACAACGAGUUCUGUAACUAAGACAUUAGACGCUGUCAAGAGUGUUGCCUCAUCUGUAAAAGUGAUACCAGAAUCAUCAUAUCCUGCAAGUCAUACACCAGGUACUUCUCCAAGAGGUGGCCUCUUCUCAACCACUUUUGAAUCUUAUAUACCAGAGGCUACCACGAGUUUCCCUCAUUUCACGUCGAUAGCAAUAAAAUUAUCAAUUUCUGUAGGACAAGCACCGGAUUCCUAUGCUGGUGAUGCUCCUUCAACAACGACAGCAUCAAUUUCGUCAAUGGUUAGAGGUCAAACACUGGACACUGCGGGAGUAACUUCUACAUCUUUAAGCUCUGCUAGUCAAAAAUCUGACGAAACUUCGAGAAGUGUUUCGUCUAUGGUAGUAAGAACAACAUCAAUUACUUUUGUUAGCCAAAAAUCUGAUGCUACUGGAAAUGUUGCUGCAUUCACGGCAGUACCAUCACCUCCAUCAUAUUCUGUAAGCCAAGCAUCGCAUGCAACUACAAUUGUUGCGCCAACAGUAGAAGUAACAUCAGUGCUAUCACCAUCUUCAAGUCUUGCAAUUGACGAUUCCAAAACAAUGAGAAUAGUAACAUUAGAACCAUCAACAUCUUUGAUUCCUGUUCUUUCUGCCGCAACGAGUGAUUCAGAAGAAACACAACCAUCAUCGACUACUGUUAGUAUCGCAGAAGGCGCUACAUUGCCAGCUCCGUGUUCUGAAGGAGGCGAGUGUACCGGAAUUGACAGAUGUAUAUCAAACCCAUGUCAGAAUGAUGGAACUUGUAAACAACAAGGCCAAUCUUAUUUCUGUGAAUGUACGGAGGAGUAUGAAGGGAGAGUAUGUGAAAGCGGUAGAGUGGAUACCAAAAGGUAUAGAGUGACAGCGACAGCGAGAAUACAGGGGCAAUACAAGUCACCCUACAGUAAUCUUGGUUCAUCCGAGUCCCAAGCCUUUAUCAAGAACUUUACGGAAAGAGUGGGUCGUUUCUUGAAGGAGAAACUUCAAGGAUAUCGAGGAAUUGAAGUCACCAGGUUAUUAAACGGUUCUGUUGUGGUCAAUUUUAUCAUUUUAACAGAACGCAACUCCGAUGCCAACGUGAAAACCAUAGAGCUCGCUCUAAUGGAGGGAAAUAGCACUGGUAAGCUUGGAGUCGUGUUGGUAGGAAACAUCAUUUUAGAGGAGAUUGUAGAUGCCUCCAACACAAAUAGCCCAACUACCAGCCCUAAAGACAAAGGACUUAAAAAGUGGAUGAUUGUAGUAUUUGUAAAUGGAAGCAUUGUAUUACUGUUUUUGCUGAUAAUUGUCAUCCGUUCGUUGAAUUGUAGGCGCGAUAAAGUACCAGAGAAUGACUUCAUUACGACGAACGGCGAUCAGAAAAGUGGUAGCACUGUAACAAAGCCUGCCAGCGAGAUUUUGACACAGAGACGCUGGCACAAGUUUCCGAGUAAAUGUGACAACUGCGAUAUUGAACUGACGGAUAUAACGGUGAAAUUGUGAAGACAGCUGGAGAGGUCAUGGGACUCAGACUCUGCUCACUCAUAGAUCAUGAAGGAGAGUCCCCAGGAAAGGCCUAACCUUAGAUAAAACUAGAUAAAGUCUUUGGUCCCAAGACGGAUACGAGAAAACAAACCAAAGUAAAGUGGUUGUUACUGAGUGCCAUGAAAACUUAGCUAGUUACAGUAUUAAAAGUAUGAAAGAGUUCUUUAAAGGGAGGUAACGGCUUUUAAAAAGACAUGAAACGCCUUAGUGUAGGUUCUCAAUUUUAAUCAACCUUUGACUGACUUGGAAACAUAGCAAACGUCAUAAAGUCAGAACCGCUAUUAGUUGGAUAUGGUUAUGGCUCUUUUAAGGUGAAUCCUUGGGAGGUAAUCCCAGUUUUUUGCACUAAAUUUUUACGAAGCUGUUGGUAAAUUUAGAGGCUUCUUCCAGUAAAGGAAAUGGUACAUUUUAGAGGUCCUAUUCCAUAUUAAUAGGGCCUUUCGAUCCCCUCAACGUUCGUACUUUCAGCCCCAAUAAUAUCUGUAAUUGCGUGUUGAUCCUCGAAUCAACAACGCGAU
Pocillopora damicornis (cauliflower coral) is the source of this 8434-nucleotide messenger RNA. RefSeq lists its product as uncharacterized. The record is from RefSeq and is a predicted model, not a curated record. Lineage: Eukaryota; Metazoa; Cnidaria; Anthozoa; Scleractinia; Pocilloporidae.